AUGUCUCUUGACGACCGCGCCGAGAUUCCGCAGAUGCAGCCGGACCUGCAUGAGGAUCAACUGCAGGCCGUGGGCAAAGCAUUCGAUGCCCUUCUACUAACCCUGUAUCGACUCACUCACAGACACAAUGAUCUCAAGCAAUACACCCACGAAGCAUUUAAACAGUACACGAACGUGACAAGAUUACUGCCUGCCCAGGAUAGACCUCGUGCGAUAGAGGUACAGCAAAGGUUAUUGGAUCAACAGAAAGAGUUAUGUGAAGGCCUCGUACAAAGCAAGCCAGCCGUCGAAGAACAGUCGUUGAAUUCAAUGGAAAUAAUGAAGACGCUUGUUUCGCAUCAAAAUGUAGACGAAAAUUCUAUGCGAGCCAUCGUGGAUGGAAUAAGGGGCUACAAAGCUCUUGUCCGCGCGGACGGCUCAUCCCCAAUAUCCGCUGCCAAUUCGUGCCUUCUGGCCCGUGGGCCCGACCCUUCGGUAUCCUUGGAACAAGACUUCACCACCAACGGACCUCAAGGCAGCCUCCACUGUCCAUUCUCCAAACCCACCACCCCGCGCCCAGGUAGCGACAUGGCCUCUGGACGUCGUGACGAUGGACCUAAAAUCCAUAUUGAAGAUACCUGCGGGCAUGAUGACUUGGACCCGAUCAAGGCUGACCAGGAGGAGCGUCGUUCCAGUACUGCGCCCUCGGCCGGCCGAUCUUCACAAGGGCAUUGUCCCGUAUCUCGCUGCCCCAUUCGAUACCUGGACAAGCACUCCCCCGAGGAGAUUGCCGAGUACGUGGAGCGACAUAAACACGAGAUCCCCCGAAGCCAUGCCAUCUGCGUGAAGCGAUACCAGCGGGACCCGCAGAACAUGCGACAGCUUGACGCCAAGUACGGUGGUCUGAUCAACAUGAUCCGUGGCCUCAGUGCGAAGCAUCAGGCCUUCCUGCCCGAAAGAGAGACCAACGGGGAGGGCGAGGUGGACGAGCAUUCAGGCCCUUCCUCAUCCCCGGAGCGAGUCGAGAAAUGGGCCGAAGAGGUGGACCCGGUGACGCCGAUGCCUCCCACGCAGCCAGCGGACGACCGCGAGAGUCGAUUCGAUCGUCCUCUUCGAGAAGUGCGCGUGGGGGAAUCUCCAAGCCGGCCUUGGGGGAUCCCCAUUCCUCUUGCAGAACAACCACCUGCAACUGCGUCCUACCCCUUCCCGGGCUCGGCAGAUGGACCAACGCCCCCAGAAGCCUCUGUGGCCGAACCUUCGGGCUCGUCACCUCGCGCAACAAAAGUGAAACCCGCCGGUCGAUGUCCGUUCGGCCACGAUGCGUCCAAGCCUGAGAUGACCGCUAGUCCUCCUGCUCCAGCACCGGCGCCAGCGGCUGCUGCUACUGCUCCUCCUCCUCCUGCUCCUCCGGCUGCCCCAGCCGCUCAUCUCGAAUCGCCCUGGUCCAACUGGGGAAACGGUGGCCUCACCAACAAAGGCGAAGCGACUGGCCAAGGAGGAACGCCAUUCGGAAGCGGUCCCCCCCCGAUGGAUGGACAGGGUAUUCCCACUCAUGUCACGUUCAAUGGACCGGUCUUCUUUGGAUACUCUGCCGAGCAAACUGCGAGCCUGCUGCAACAGCUCGUGCAGCUGAAUAUGGGCAAGCCUUCAAGUUGA
Molecule: messenger RNA, 1635 nt
Organism: Penicillium oxalicum
Lineage: Eukaryota; Fungi; Ascomycota; Eurotiomycetes; Eurotiales; Aspergillaceae
Exons: 2
Coding region: 1-1635 (544 amino acids)
Source: RefSeq, a predicted model, not a curated record